Vespula pensylvanica (western yellowjacket) is the source of this 2921-nucleotide messenger RNA. RefSeq names its product growth hormone secretagogue receptor type 1-like (gene ETHR). The record is from RefSeq and is a predicted model, not a curated record. Gene Ontology annotation, biological process: G protein-coupled receptor signaling pathway. Gene Ontology annotation, molecular function: G protein-coupled receptor activity. Gene Ontology annotation, cellular component: plasma membrane. Lineage: Eukaryota; Metazoa; Arthropoda; Insecta; Hymenoptera; Vespidae. The transcript has 6 exons. Bases 1547 to 2836 code for a protein of 429 amino acids.
UGAGAGUUUGUGGCGGGCCGAGUAUUCCCAUUCAGUUUAGCGGUACAAUUUGUAAGCCACACUUCGCGUUUCUGACAUAACACCCUGUUUACGGUACGAUUUCGUCACGAGUCAUUGCAUCAAUAUAACGAUUGUCUCGACAUCAAAUUUCUCGGAAUAUAAAAAAUAAAGAAUGACGAAUAAACGUGUAGUGUUAAUAGAUAAAGCAACGAAAAUAUCGAUCGAAAGAAGAAAGUAGAUAAACAAAAUCGAAGAUAAAAGAUUCCGAAGAAACGUAAAUGGUGGGAAGUUACUCCGUUACUCUCGAUCUCAGUAUUGUUGGAAACCAAAAGCAUAUAACCGAGAAAGAUCGUAAACCUCUCUGGGCGUGAAUGAUAUCGAGCUAUCUCAAAUACAAGCAUCGAUUCGUAAGGUGAAAAACGACGGAAGAGGAGUGAACUUAAUCGUCUGUGAUGAUCGACACGAAGAAGCUAUCUCUCUCGCACCGUGAACACCUUUUCAUUUUAUAGUUAUACUAGGAAGAACUCGAUCCACGUCGUAGAGUAUCUAUCCUGUAAUAUUUUAUGCUUUUUCGGAUGAGAUAAAUUAAUUAUCUCGGUGUUGUUUUUUUAUUAUUAAUUAUUUGAUUAAUGUGUGCAACUGUAAAUGAAAACGACCGAUUGGCAUAAAUUCAAAUCGAUUAGUUAUAUAUAGGAAGUUAAUCGAUGUUAAUGAGACGUGCCAAGGUAACCUGGGGAGCUUCGAGGACUCGCAAAGAAGUGAAAAGAAAAUCUGAGAAAAAGAAUUCUGAACUGAUAAUAAUAAUCGGCAUUGGAUUUAUCGAUUUAACCCGAGAGGAUAUCGCGAGAGAGUCGACAGCUAUUGAGUUACGAGAAGCAGUUUAUAAUGUCACUUAACACUCCUGUCUUGAUGCAAGCGGUGGUUACUUCAAGAUCGAGACGAGCUCUACCGUAUGUCAUCACGGUUCGCACCUUAACUUUAUUUUCUCGAUGGGAUUACAUCGGCCUGGUCGUUAACCGUUCUAAAUUUCUCGACACUUGUGUAUCAUCGUGUUUAGAACUAACACGAACUAAAAACAUAUCGAAGAGUGUAAUGAAUUUCGAGUGUUAACUAAGUAAAUUAAAAGCGUUAACAAACGAUAUAUGUCAAAACCUAUUGGAAGAUGGAUCGUUCGGAACGAAAAAAAAAAGAAACUAAGCCGAUCAACAUUACGUCCUUUUUCAUUCGACGAUCGUCGAAUUAAAGUGAUUAAUCGUUUGAUCGUUGAGUUAGAUACUACAGUCGUAUUUUGCCUACUUGUAUAACUCCGAAUUUUCAUUAACUCACGUACGAAUAAUAAUAAUAAUAAGGUAGGCGCAAUGAAAAUUUUUUAAACCAAGAUAGGCGAAUAUGCAAGACGCGUUCGUAUUGCAUGGGGCGUAAGAAAUUCUUCGCCGUGGACAAAAAAAAGAAAAGAAAAGAAAAAGAUAGGAAGAAAGAAAGAAAGAAAGAAAGAAGAACCGUGAAAAAGAAGGGAAAGGUUUGAGAAUUUUUCUCGCGAGAAGAGAUGCUUUCUACGAUGUCGAGCGUCGCACUAGAAUUAAAUUCGUCAUUUUAUACGACCGUCAUUAGAAGUGGCGCUUUGGAUGGGUUUUCAGUUUCAGUGAUCGAACCUAAAAAUGCAACUUCGACGCUUUACAUGUUACCGAUGUAUAUUAGAACAACAUCUAUGAUUAUUUGCAUAAUCGUCAUGGCACUUGGUAUAAUAGGAAAUCUCAUGGUACCUUUGGUCGUUCUACGAGGCAAAGAUAUGAGAAACAGCACCAACAUUUUUCUCGUAAAUUUGAGCGUGGCCGAUUUGUUCGUCCUUUUAAUAUGCACACCGACCGUAUUGGUGGAAGUCAAUUCUGGUCCUCAGGUUUGGCCACUCGGUGAACACAUGUGUAAAGCUGUUCCAUUUGUGGAAUUGACUGUAGCACAUGCCUCGGUUUUAACGAUUUUGGCAAUUAGUUUCGAACGAUAUUAUGCGAUUUGUGAGCCGUUGAGAGCAGGAUACGUUUGCACGAAGGCCAGAGCAACGUUUCUUUGCUUUCUUGCCUGGGUGGCAGCAGCUCUUUGUACAAGUCCUAUACUUUUGAUGGUAACCUACGAAUUGGAAGAAAUCGACGAUACGUUUAUACCGACCUGUUACACUUCUGCCAAUGCAACAUGGAUGAAUGUUUUUGUCCUUACUACGAUAAUCGUCUUUUUCGUCGUACCACUGUUAAUUUUAAUGGUUCUCUACACGGUGAUAGCAUUACACCUCAUGGCAAAUCCUGCGAUAAGCCGUGGUCCAGCUAAUAAUUUGUUAAAGUAUCGUAAACAGGUUGUGCUAAUGUUAGGUACAGUUGUAUUAUGCUUUUUUCUUUGUUUAUUACCUUUUCGAGCAUUAACCUUAUGGAUAAUCGUAGUACCGCAAGAAAUGAUAAUCAAUCUUGGAAUCGAAGGAUAUUACAGUCUCUUAUAUUUCUGUAGAGUAAUGUUGUAUUUAAAUUCAGCGAUUAAUCCUAUUUUAUACAAUUUAAUGUCUACCAAAUUUAGAGAAGGUUUUUUGAGACUUUGUGGAUUGGGUCCUGCAAGGAAAAGAAAGAAAAAGACUUCGGACAGAACUGGAACAUAUACAACUGGUUCGACAAACUGUAGUAGCAGUAAUCAUUCUGAUUUUUGGAGGAGGCAUAGCAGUAAUAAAAGUUGCAAUGUAAAAGUACCUAGUAAUACAUGUACUACUGUCUCUAUGGAAAAACAAAUUAAUAUUCCUUUACUCACGGCUGUCGUUGCUGGAAAUAUUGUUAAAAAAAAGCAAGAAAGUUACGUUUAGGAACAAUUCAAAAAUUGUAGUAUUCAUUAAUUAGAGAUAUUGUUGUAAAAAUAUAUAUUGUAUGAAUUUAUAUAUAUAUAUAUAU